Molecule: messenger RNA, 207 nt
Organism: Aspergillus fumigatus Af293
Lineage: Eukaryota; Fungi; Ascomycota; Eurotiomycetes; Eurotiales; Aspergillaceae
Exons: 1
Coding region: 1-207 (68 amino acids)
Source: RefSeq, a predicted model, not a curated record
AUGACAAUAGUGGUGCCCCCAGGGGCGGUGAACGCGGGCACUAUGAAUAACAUGCUCUUCCCCCCGCCCGUGGGCAUGACUGCCACUACGGGGCUCUCUCCCUGCUGGAUAGCCUGCAUGGCUGGGUCCUGGACCCCCCAGAACUACAUAUCAGGCCACCUAGUCAUAUGCUGGGCAGCUGCCUCCAGAUCCAUGGUAGCCAACUAG